Molecule: messenger RNA, 1647 nt
Organism: Hevea brasiliensis (rubber tree)
Lineage: Eukaryota; Viridiplantae; Streptophyta; Magnoliopsida; Malpighiales; Euphorbiaceae
Product: flocculation protein FLO11
Exons: 3
Coding region: 138-1304 (388 amino acids)
Source: RefSeq, a predicted model, not a curated record
AAGAGGGAGAGCCGAUGUGACUCAUUUGUGUUUCCCGGAAAAACAGGCAAGGCAAGGGAAGAGCCCAAACAGCGACGCCUCUCUCAUCCCACAAAAACCUCAAACUUGCAAUUUUCUGAUCGAAUUAUUAUGAUAUUAUGCAGAUGGAGAUGCAAAGGCAAAGGGUCAAUGGCAAUUGUAAGUAUAGUCAAUUUUGUAACGAUUUUGACAAUGGAGAAGGGGAGAAGCUCCUUGAUCCACCCACCAUCUGCUGCAAUGGUGAUGCUCAUCAACACAAUAAUAAUGAUGAUAAUUCUUUUCUAAUCUCAUCCACAAAUAUUUACCCCUUCCCCUUUUCAUCUUCGUCAACCUCGACCACAACCACAGCUCCUCCUGGUGGUCUUGGCUUCAUUCACCACCCCGUUUCCAGGUUGGAUACUCUUGCCGGCGUCGCCAUCAAGUAUGGUGUUGAGGUUACCGACAUUAAAAAAAUGAAUGGCCUGGUCACAGAUCUUCAAAUGUUUGCUCUCAAGUCACUCCAGAUUCCGCUGCCUGGAAGGCAUCCACCCUCUCCUUGCUUAUCGAAUGGUUCUGAUACUUCAAGACACUGUAGUUCUCAGCAGACUUCACCCUGUCUGGAUCUCAUUGACACUUUCAAAUCCUUGAGUCUCAAGUCUUCACAGCGGAAGGUUUCUCCAGCCAUGAGUUCUUUGCAAGGUUAUUAUGGGCUUAAGCCAAUAGCAGAUCAAAAGAUUUCUCAAGGUUCUAAAAUGGAAGAUGUUCAACACCUUAGACGUUCACCAGCUUCCAAUACACCUUUGAGCCAUCAUAGGAAAUCUAGGAGCUUCAUUAAUGGUUUACAAAAUGAGAAUGAUGAGGUGGCUGAUAACCAACUUCUUGAGAUGAGGGAAUCUGACUCAGAGAAAUGGAAUGAGAAAUUGGUUAGAAGGCGUUCCAGCCAACCUGAAAUGCUGAUGAUGGAGGAGAGCAGUGGGGCUGCAAGUUCAGCAAUCACAGGAAAGAGCUUAGCUCUGAGAUCCAAGGCAGCUAGUAGAACUGUAUUGCCAGUUGAUAGGGAAGCAAGUGGUUUAACACCUGUACCUAUUGAUUCUCUUGCUGCAGGUGGAUUUUCUAGUGUAAGGAAGUCAUCAAGCACAUCAAACUUGCAUGAUCAGGACAAUAGCAGUUCUUCCAUCUGGCCAACAUCCAAGUGGAGUUUAAAGCCAGAUUUACAGGCCCUUUCAGCUGCAGCUAUUGGAAGACCAUUCUUUGAUGGACUGCCAAAACCAAUAACUGGUCGAAGAAACAAAGCAGCACUUGAUUAGCUACAUUCAAUUAUGUUGAGUAUACUCAUUGAUUAUGACACACAUUUCUGCAGGUAAUUUAUAGCUAGUUCUCAAAGGGUAAAUAGAAAAUAGACCGGGAAAAUGUCAAGUAAAAUGAUAGUUCACCAUAGUAUGUAUUCAUAUAUAUUCAAUUUGCACCAUCUAUUGUUUUGUUCUACAGUCAAAACUGCCCAAGACCUUAUCCCUUUUUUUCCAUCUUUCCCAAAGGAGUAAGCAUGUCUUGCGAGCAGUAUCAUUUUAGAUCAUUGCCUUUGCACUAGUCAAUUUUAUCCUGUAUCUAUGUCCAAAUGGUUCAUUUAAAAAUGGAUAUGAAAUUCACUCA